Sclerotinia borealis F-4128 is the source of this 999-nucleotide messenger RNA. The record is from the annotation of a GenBank genome assembly. NCBI's taxonomy places the organism in Eukaryota, Fungi, Ascomycota, Leotiomycetes, Helotiales, Sclerotiniaceae.
AUGACUGAUACAAAGUCACACGAUGAGCAUUUUCUUUCAUCUUUAUCUGGAAACAAGAGCGCCGGAGGAGAAGGCCUGCUAUGUAGGUUAAACCACCCCCUAUUAAUUUCCCGAGCUGAUCCGCAAAGCGUCACAGUAGAAGACCCUUCUCGAGCUCAACUUGUUGAACGACGACAAGGUCCAGUCAAUGGACAAAACCAUCACGUUCUCAUUGAGCCAGCUUCUGAAAAAUACAGAGACUCAAAGUUUGGGGGCCCCAAUACAUUCGGCAACACAAUCGUCAAGCAACUCAAUUACAUUGUCACCAACGAACCAGUCAUUGGCACCAAAGUCUUACAUAAAACCCGACUACUCGGUCAGAGUCAUUGGAUUAACGGAGUCACUGGGUAUUAUGACCUUUCUGAAAUACUUGAGCCAUAUAUACAAGAAGGUUCGAAAGCCGCCGCUGGUAUAUAUAGAUGCAAAACUUUAGGAAAACUUAUCAAAACUCGGCGAGCUCCAUUAUGGCCCUCACCACCAACUUGGCCUGAUUUACCUUCAAGAGAAAUUGCUGACAUACUUGUUGACUGUUACUUUCGAACAAUUGAGAUCAUCUAUCGAGUGCUACAUAUUUCUACCUUUAUAAAUAACUAUGAAGCGAUAUGGACAUCCACUCGGAAACCCGAUAUAGAGUUUCUCGUCCAACUCAAAUUAAUAUUUGCAAUUGGUACUGCCACGUAUGAUGAUCAAUUCUCCCUCCGCGCUUCAGCUGUCAGAUGGGUCUAUGAGGCGCAGACUUGGAUUUCGGAAUCAGAAUUCAAGUCACGAUUGACAAUAAAAUCAUUGCAGACUGAACUUUUACUUUUGUUCGCUCGAGAAACGGUCGGCAUUGGUGGAAGAUUGAUUUGGACUUCAGCUGGCACAUUGUUUAGGACUGCAGUAUACAUGGGGCUGCAUAGAGAUCCAGCUACUCUUCCAAAGAGAACUAUAUUUGCAGCUGAGAUGCGAAGAAGGCUAUGA